AUGAACAGAAUACUAUUUUUACUACCAUUAAUACUGUUAACCCUAAUGUCAACAGUACAAGCCAAAGGAGGCCCCCAAAUCGUAUCAGGAUGGGCUGAUGGUAUGACAUCAGGCACUAUCGUAUCACCAUGGGGCGGCAAUUUGGGCGGAUCAUGGUCCAAUCCAUAUGGCAGCUUUGCCAGCUCUAAUAGUGGCUAUGGACGCUACACUAAUGCGGCUGGGUUCUUGUGA
Messenger RNA from Bursaphelenchus okinawaensis, 231 nucleotides. The record is from the annotation of a GenBank genome assembly. NCBI's taxonomy places the organism in Eukaryota, Metazoa, Nematoda, Chromadorea, Rhabditida, Aphelenchoididae.